GCAUAAAAUCAGCCCGGUACCGCCUUCCGACUACGCCGAGCGAUUCUUCUCGUUUAUGAAGGCCAUCAUGCGCAACGGCGGCGACCCGGAAACCUUCCUGACGGGCAAGGACAAGGAGAAGAACCAAUAGAGAAUCUUCGCCUUUCACUCGUCAGGUAGCCCGCAGCAUCUUGAGCACCGUUGAGGAUACGUUCUCCGGUAUGACGCCUCGCACGCUGCUUCAAUGCUUUUUUGCCAUCCCAACCUUCCCCUUACCUACAUCAUCGCAUACUUCCCCUCACACGCAUCUCCUCCCAUCGCAUCUCGCAUCCUCUUCCCCCACCUAUCGAAAUUUGAUAAUUAAUCCGCUUAUUUAUGGAUAUUUCAUUCACAACACCCUCCAUACUCACACACUCUAUCCGCCUCCGCCCCUUUCGCCUUCUGUCUCUACACCCCGCGCUUGUAUGUGCGCCCACGCUCCUUUGGUUGGACCCCCGCCUCUCGAGGCGCAUCACGCUCGUUAUUGUUCGUUUCUUCUGUCUGUGUAUAUUUGCCUGUUCUCGUUUUUUUCUACCUACUCGUCCCCCACUCGUGGCUGUUCGUCAGUCGGUCUCGUUUGCCCCCGGAUCCUGUUAUAUUAUCAUUCUGCGCCAUCUUGGACUUGUAGCAUUGGUGGAAUUCUUUCUCUGCAUCCGGCUGGAUGGCGGGCUGGCGGUGCUGGCCCGGGCUAGAGGUAGACUCGUCGUUCCACGACUGCAAUAAAGGACUUUAAACACUGCAUA
This is a messenger RNA of Schizophyllum commune H4-8, 761 nucleotides long. RefSeq lists its product as uncharacterized. The record is from RefSeq and is a predicted model, not a curated record. The coding region runs from base 201 to 710 and encodes 169 amino acids. NCBI's taxonomy places the organism in Eukaryota, Fungi, Basidiomycota, Agaricomycetes, Agaricales, Schizophyllaceae. The transcript has a single exon.